Molecule: messenger RNA, 2553 nt
Organism: Anneissia japonica
Lineage: Eukaryota; Metazoa; Echinodermata; Crinoidea; Comatulida; Comatulidae
Exons: 3
Coding region: 760-2553 (597 amino acids)
Biological process (GO): regulation of transcription by RNA polymerase II; developmental process
Molecular function (GO): RNA polymerase II transcription regulatory region sequence-specific DNA binding; protein dimerization activity; DNA-binding transcription factor activity, RNA polymerase II-specific
Source: RefSeq, a predicted model, not a curated record
UCACGUCAAUAGACAGCGCUGAUUUGCGAUUUUUGGGGUGUGAAAAUAAAAACUCAUUGUCGGCUAUCCGGUUUCGCCAAACGAUGGACAUAUUUAAGUCAAACAUAUACAAUUAAAUAGUUGUUGUCAAUUCGAGAUACUGGGAAAUGAAAUUAGAUUAAGUUUGUCAAACGUUAUGAGUGAUUUUUUUUUUGUUGGCAUUCGUUACUGAAGUGUAGUUGAAGGAUUUUGCACCAUAGUCCAGACGAGGUCGGAGAGGUUAUCGUCUGCUGGUUAUAACAUCGACCCGCUAUUGAUUCGUCUGAAUUUAUUUCAAAAUUCCAGAGUUAUUUUAUUUGAUUAGAGAGCAAGAAAGUACGAGACAUUGACACGAAUAGAGUAAACGUAUUGGUUAACCUAUGACAAAACAUUUAUAUAAUUAGAAACUUCUCAACCAAUAAUAUCGCAAGGUCAGUGCCAAUCUGUGCGUGUGAUGCGCAUUGGAUGAAUAUUAAGAAUCGGUCAGGAUAUUAACAGACCAAUGGACAUUGCCAAUCGUUGAUAUGACGAACGGUAAAUUUAAAUAUGUGACUUUAAACUGGCAAUGGUAGGUCAUAUAGAGGCUGGUUGUAUAUGAGAUUUUUUUUUCUAACCGCACGUGUUAGAUCAGGUGGAUUAUCGGCGAGUAGUCUGCAUAUUGGAACGCGCUAUUGUCCGGCCUGUCAACCUCUCCACGGGCAAUUCGACAAAACAACCCAACGUAACUUUUAACCUGAAGACAUGAGUAAAGUAUUUGCUCACGAUACAAUACCCAUGCAUCGAGCCUCGUUUCUCAGUCGGCGACAACGAGGGGGAUAUGUAAGUGUAGAUGAACUUUUACAACCAGACAAACCUCAAAUACUACCAACAACGAACCUCGACAUUAAUGAUAAUAAUAAUAAAAAUACUUGGUCGAGAGACAAGGUUAAUAGUGGCACAGCGUAUGAACAUUCACCAAAACGAAGUAAAACAAUUUCGAAAAAAUACGAAGAGGUAGAUGUAAACACGGUUAUAAAUCUUGAACAUAUCAAAGCAUCGAAUAAAAUCCAGAAAGGCAAGUUUUCUACGACUAAAGUUUCUCAAUCUUAUUUAAGCGACAGUUUUGAGAUACUGAGAAUGCGCGAUUGGGAUCAGAAUUCCCCGCGAGAGGUUGCGGUUCUCGACAAACGAGAUGAAGAGGAAGAGGGCCUGACACAGCAGCGGGCAAACAUGUCAGAUAAUGUCCUACAUGACAACAGAGAGGUGCAUCUUCAUGUUGAUGUGUGUAACAGCAGCGAGGACGGAGAAAUUGCUAUUUUGUCACCUUCUUCGACAUCUUUCACCGAUGACGAACAGUUGGAUGAAAAUGUUCAGCAUACAGGAGACGAUAAAUCUCGACCAGGCCCGCCUUUAAUACGGGCAAACUUUGGUUUUCGCGUCAGAGACACUAUUUUUAAAGGUGAUAGACACGUCGAUUCGCUGAAGUCCAUAGCAAGUGCUAAAGUACCUCAUAUACUUUCAUCCGUACCUACAAAUUCAUCGAACUUUCCGGGUUGUUUGUAUUUACCUUCACCGUCUUUGAAGCCGUAUUCUUUACUAAUGAAUUCUGCUGGGACCUCUCCGGCCUUACCUCGUUCAGCACGACCAUCCCCACUAGGACUCUACCCCGUCCCGUUAAUGUUUACACCAAAUUCAAAAACACCUUGCCCCCACACGGCAUCUAAGCCCCUACAAGAGACUUUGUCAGGCCCAGGAUUUUCCCCAAUAAGGCCUGUACCUACUUGUAAUCUCAUCCGACCAUGCUUUAACCCGAAUAUAAACUCUCAUGUAUUCCCAACCAUGGUCCCUAGCCCUCAUCUUCCACUACCACUUAGGCCACUUUCGAAUUCUGAUGCACCUAGACGUUCGGCUCCUAACCUAGCCCCUCAACAUCUCGCUCAAUUGUGGGCUAGGAAUGCUUUAAAUUUACGAACAUCGCAAGAGGAAAAGAACAAUAAUGAAAAUGCACGAUCCUCUCGCUCUUCUGAGCCUAGACGAACAGCAAGAAAAAGACAUUUAAGUACAGAAAGUAACAAUUCGGAUGAGGACCCAGAAGAUGCCCUUGAAAGGAGAAGGCAAGCCAAUGCGAGGGAACGGGAAAGAGUUAGCAAUCUAAAUUCCGGUUUUGAAAAUUUACGUCAAGUUUUACCGUGGAUGAACCACAACAGACGAGUUAGUAAAGUAGACACACUAAGGGCAGCCAUUGCAUAUAUUGGACAUUUACAACAAACGUUAUGGGACGCCGAGUGGGCCACGCAUCUACAAACGUAUUCACAAUCGCCAGGCUUCAGUCACACCGCGUUCCGAAGUGCCACAAUGGAACCGUUCUCAUUCCAAACUGUGCAUCCGUACAGCUUUAUACGGCCUAGGCAUCUACAUUCAUUCGGACCAACGCAUCCUAUGCCAACUCUAUCAACGGAAAUCUCAGCACCUGGUGAUGAGGCUGAAAAUGACGAUGAGGAGGAUGAGAUUGACGAUAAUGAUAAUGACAAUGAGGAUGAUGAUAUAACGAAAUAA